AUGGAUCCUCUGGAGAUUUUGGAGUCUAGAUGUGAGAAGGUCUCCAGGAAGUCGCAAGGUUCCGGAGAAUCCCCAAAAGAUCUCGGUGACGCCAAGCCCAGAGUCAAGUCCGUCCAGGAAUUUACCUAUUCUGCUACAGCCCCUCUCGAAUCUCCAGCAAGAGACGAGGACGAAAGCUUAAAGGGGAACAGGGACAGAAAAGUUGGCAAAACGGCCGGGGCUACACACUCCUACUCCAAGCUCAAGGUCGCCAAGAGCUACGAAAAGCGACACGACCGUGAGAAAACCGACGAGUAUGGCCGAAGACUGAGGCCAGCAAGUCACAAGAGAGAUAAAGGAGGCGGCAGGGAGGCAGACCGCAGAUCCUACCGUCGCGAGGAACGGAGCAGAGAUUCAAGAGGCCCCUACGCAGAAACAAAGACACAAGACAGGGACAAAGGGGAGCCAUUUGUCUCCGCAAUUGACAGAAUGGCCCUUAGAAGGGAAGAGCUCCUCAAGAAGCACUCCCAAAGGUUCAUAGACGACGUUAAACUUGUAAGGGAAUCGCAAGAGUAG
Molecule: messenger RNA, 555 nt
Organism: Theileria equi strain WA
Lineage: Eukaryota; Apicomplexa; Aconoidasida; Piroplasmida; Theileriidae
Exons: 1
Coding region: 1-555 (184 amino acids)
Source: RefSeq, a predicted model, not a curated record